This is a messenger RNA of Coregonus clupeaformis (lake whitefish), 2629 nucleotides long. RefSeq names its product aminoacylase-1. The coding region runs from base 140 to 1402 and encodes 420 amino acids. The transcript is spliced from 15 exons. Gene Ontology annotation, biological process: amino acid metabolic process. The record is from RefSeq and is a predicted model, not a curated record. Gene Ontology annotation, cellular component: cytoplasm. Gene Ontology annotation, molecular function: aminoacylase activity. NCBI's taxonomy places the organism in Eukaryota, Metazoa, Chordata, Actinopteri, Salmoniformes, Salmonidae.
GCAGAAUAUUACAAGUCAGCAGCCAAGUAAACAUUGACCUUUCAUUCCGUUAGGCAGUCAGUCGUGAGUCGUGAGGGAUCUAUCAAGCCUACAUCACUCCGGGCCUGCGUCCUCUCUCCCUGCUGAAGACAGUGAUACUAUGCUGCCUGAUAAGGAUGGACUAUGUGGUGGUGGUGGUGGAGGCCAGGCCACAUCGGGAGAAGACCCCUCAGUGAGCCUGUUUAGAGAGUACCUCCGCCUCAGGACUGUCCACCCAGAGCCUGACUAUGAUGCUGCUCUGAGGUUCCUGGAUAGAAUAGCAGAGGAGCUUGGGCUGCCCAUGAAGAAAAUUGAGGUCUGCCCCGGUAGAGUUGUGUCUAUCAUGACCUGGCAGGGGACCAACCCUACUCUGAAGUCCAUCCUGCUCAACUCCCACACUGACGUUGUGCCUGUUUACCAGGAACACUGGAAGUAUGAUGCGUUUGCUGCUGUGAAAGACCCAGAGGGCAACAUCUACGCUCGAGGAACACAGGACAUGAAGUGUGUCACCAUACAGUAUAUCCAGGCCAUCAGAAGACUUAAAGCAGAAGGAAAGAAGUUUAUGCGCACCAUCCACCUAAUGUUUGUGCCAGAUGAGGAGGUCGGAGGUCACAAAGGAAUGGAGACGUUCGUGAAGCUCCCAGAGUUUCAGGAAUUAAACAUUGGCUUUGCACUUGACGAAGGUCUUGCCAACCCUGGGGAAGCCUUCACUGUCUUCUAUGGCGAGAGGAAUCCCUGGUGGAUAACGGUCCACUGCCCAGGCAGUCCUGGCCACGGCUCCAGGUUUGUGGAGAACACAGCUGCAGAGAAACUGCGCAGUAUUAUCAACUCCUUCCUGGACUUCAGAGAGAAGGAGAAACACAGGUUGAACACCAGCGAGUGUUUCACUCUUGGUGACGUCACCACCGUCAACAUGACCAUGGUGAAAGGAGGCGUGGCCUACAACGUCAUCCCUGCCGAGAUGGACGUCAGCUUCGACUUGAGAAUACCGCCCACAGUCAAUUUGCAGGAGUUCGAGGAGCAGAUUAAGAAGUGGUGUAAGGAGGCGGGAGAGGGCAUCACGUAUGAGUUUGCUCAGAAACACAUGAACCAGAAUGUGACAUCCACAGAUGAGAGUGACCCUUGGUGGAACACCUUCAGCACAACCUGCAAAGCCAUGAAAAUUACUUUGGAAAAGGAGAUCUUUCCUGCAGCCACGGACAGUCGAUUCAUCAGAGCGGUGGGCCUCCCUGCCAUCGGCUUCUCCCCAAUGAACCGGACCCCCAUCCUGCUGCACGACCACAACGAAUAUCUGAACGAGCAGGUCUUCCUCAAAGGCAUUCAGGUUUACGAGAACCUAGUGCCAGCAUUAGCCAAUGUGCCCGCUCUGCCUUGCGAUGCCUAGAGCAGCAAUUCUUAACUGGUGGGUGACCCUAAUUUGAUAACACUUUUUUUUUGCCACUCGAAUAUUGGGUCACGACUGAGGCAACCCAGUUAAAUGUGUGUCCCGAAACCAAACCAGUUGAGAACCUCGGCUACUUCACAUCCUGUGUCUCGUAACCUCUCCUUGGCACGUGUCAGUCUGAUCUGACACCUCUCACAGAUAACCAUCUGAAUUAUUCAAGAUUAGUUUUUGAAUAAUCCAGAAGGCAGCGCCAAAUAAUAAAAUGAGAUUACUUCAUCCAGAUAUAAUUUAUAAUAGUCCAAUUUAGCACUUCACAUUUGGCACUAUGCCUUCUGUAUGCAUAAAAUCUAUUUUAUUUUCUCUGACAAUACAUAGCAACUCAGGACACCGUUAUACCAUUGCAUUACACAACAUUGUAAUAACAGCCUUGUAACAACAUUAUACUUAAGAGAAUGUGUUUAAUGUGUCUGUGUAAGCGGUCUUGACAAAGGGUGUGAUCAUUCACUACUCUAAUCAAUGUAUGGAUUUAAGUCUUAAAUGCUUAUCAAAGAUGUAUUAGAGAUAAGCAACACGGUUAUAUCAGAUGACGCUCUUUGAAGUUGGUAAUUAAAAUGCUGCUUGAUCCAGACCUUGCACAGAAUUACUUCAGAUGUCCCUCCACAAUAUUACUUAUCCACUUAAACCUAGCAUCAACUAUCCCCUCACUUAUUCAAGUUGAUCUGCCAUUUGCUCUUUGAACAAAUUUCUAACAGUUAUAACCAUUUGUUUAAAACAACUUAGAACCAACUUGGUUUCACAGUUAGUGAAAUUGAGCUAUAGUGGAAAUAUAACACAGAACCCAAUUGGGCAAGAGAGGUUCUGUUAUUAAAAUAGUUAAUGAGUAUUCUAAAAAGCUCUAAAUCCAUCAUUAGAUUGUUAAGGAAGUGGUAUGUCGGUAUAAUUACCAAGUUCUCUCCUAUUCAACUUGGUAUCUUCCAGUCCUAUUGUAAUUUGAUAGGCUAAGCUACUUCUUUAUUAUUUAUGUCAUAACCUUAUUGAUUAGCCCCCAACCACACAAACAAGACUGAAGUAAUGCCAUGUUAACGUUCAUAUAUUUCAUAAACUACUUGAAACCACAGAUUCAUAUAAUGAUUUUUGUUUGAAAAUGAAUUUAUAUGCCUGAUAAAUACACGUUUUGAUUUUUUUUUUUGAUAGAGCUGAUUUGAAUAAAGAUAUCACUUUAUUGAA